This is a messenger RNA of Plenodomus lingam JN3, 150 nucleotides long. NCBI's taxonomy places the organism in Eukaryota, Fungi, Ascomycota, Dothideomycetes, Pleosporales, Leptosphaeriaceae. The record is from RefSeq and is a predicted model, not a curated record.
AUGAAGCCCCUGGGCUACAAUAACCAACGCUCUUGCCAUCCAUACGCAUUCAGGAGUAAGCAACUGGUUCAAGUGCACACUGCAGGCUCAGCUGGGCCGUGUGCGAAGCUCGAGCACGACCGAGACACGUGGUCGUAUCGAAUCUCGUAA